GGGGCUGGAAACUGUAAACACCAACUGUGCUCUUUGGUUUUAGCUUCUGACUUGAUGUUAUGAGGUAGAUCAGCUCAGCUGGUAGAUAAAAGAUCAACAAACAUGUUCCUUUAGCGCAUAAAUACUCAAAAUGCGAUGCUACCUUCAAGCAUUUCUCCUGUGCAUGGUCUUCACCUUCUUCUCACUGCUGUAUGUGUUCAAUCAACUAGCCUCCAGCUUGGAGGACAGAGACGACUGGGACCGGAAAGAGCAGGGGAUAAUACCCGACAGGCGCGGUCAUGACUCCGGGCAGCUUUUCAGGAAAAGCCCAGGAUCGGCAGGCGAAGAAGGCCUUGACAGGUGUAAGUCACUGUCAGCAUAUUGGAGACUGCCUGCUGAUGUUUGUGGAGUGAACUGCUUGUUGGAAUCAUCUCUUAGAGAGAGGUCAGGCUCUGCAGUCAAGCAACAUAGCAAUGAGAGAAGUCAUCUGGCUGUGGUGGCCUGUGGCUCCAGGCUAGAGGAGACUCUUGUCAUGUUGAAGUCUGCUGUUCUCCUCAGCAAAAAGCCUCUGCACUUCUACAUCUUUGCUGAAGAUGAUCUACACAACCGCUUCAGAAUUGCUCUGGACUCCUGGCCCAGAACAGUUCAGACCAAGUUUAACUUCACCAUCUACUCCAUCACGUUUCCCAAGGAGAAUGCGAAUGAGUGGAAGAAGCUCUUCAAACCUUGUGCCUCUCAGAGGCUCUUCCUGCCACUGAUUCUGAAGGAGGUGGAUUCUUUGCUCUAUGUGGACACAGAUAUCAUUUUUCUGCAGCCAGUAGAGGACAUCUGGGCCCUUCUUUCUCAGUUCAAUUCGAGCCACUUAGCUGCCAUGGCUCCGGAGCAUGAGGAGCCGCGCAUCGGCUGGUACAACCGUUUUGCCCGCCACCCUUACUAUGGCAAGACGGGCAUCAACUCAGGGGUCAUGCUCAUGAACAUGACGCGCCUCAGGGAGAAAUCUUUUAAGAAUGACAUGACAACAGUUGCACUGAAGUGGGAGGAAAUCCUUAUGCCACUUCUCCAGAAGUAUAAACUCAAUAUCACCUGGGGUGACCAGGACCUUCUUAAUAUCAUAUUUCACCAUAACCCAGAAAGCCUGUAUGUGUUCCCCUGCCAGUGGAACUACCGUCCAGACCACUGUAUCUACGGCAGCAACUGUCAACAGGCUGACCAAGAAGGUGUCUUCAUUCUCCAUGGUAACAGGGGAGUUUACCAUGAUGACAAGCAGCCUGCAUUUCGAGCCGUCUACGAGGCCAUCCAAAAGUAUCCAUUUGGUGAGAACAUGGAGACCUCACUGCUUCAGCCGUUGGAAGCGUCGCUACAGACCACCACAAAUACCUACUGUGGAAGAGCCAGUCACCUGUUUACGAAGAAGUUAAAACAGAGCAUCAUGUCUGUUCAACAAGAUGUCACACAGAGAAGAUGAUUUCUCUCUGGAAGUAGAGACUUGGAUGGUACAGCACUCCUGUGGAGACAAUGAGCUGGAUGACAAACAGACUCAGGUCAACACUGAACAUUCGUUUAUGAAUUGCAUAUCAAGACUGGACAUGAAGAAAGGUAAUCUGUGGAACAGGUUAUAUAUUUUUUAUUCUCAAGUGAAGUCAAUGUUGGUACAUGCUGUAUCUGUCCAAUGAACGCACAAUCAGGUCACAAAUGCUUUCUCACCAUGGUGGAAAAUGCACUGACACUUUUGAGAAAGAACCUACAAUCACUUUGUACCAUUGUCUUUGGGGGAAAAAAAAGAAACAGCAGGGUACUUAAAUAAGUACGCUUAUGAAGAGUAUUUUAUCAGAGUUGUUUUAAUAUAAUUUUGCAUACAGGUUUUGUACUUGUGUUUUUGGUACUGCAGUAUAUCGUGGAAAAUGGUUGGCGUCAUUUUCAGGUACUUGUUAUAGUUUCGCAAUUGUCUUCCUUUUUUCAUUGAACAAAACAAAUGCUUUAAAGAAAACUUUAAAGAAUAUCAUCAUCAUCAUUAAUAGAAUAUCAUCAGUAUUUAUUAUUAUUGGACAUCUGUGACAGGAAGCACUUUUGAUGUCUACCUUAAAACGUAACCAUGAAGCUAUCUUUUCAUAUACUCUGGUAUGGGAGUUUGUCAAAGAAUUGUUUAAUGUAUAUUGUAUUAUUCUUUAAGUAAUUUCAGUAACUUUACCAAUAUGAACAUGUUUUCCUAUAACUAUAAACGAUGGACCCUAUCUUAAACCCGGCGCAGAAUGCAGGACAACUCUCAUUGCUAUUUUCAGACCGACGCAGUUGUCAUUUUCACGCCAUUUUCAUCUGUGCACCCAUGGGCAAAUUUAAUUUAAAUUGAUACAUAAUAACAAAAACAAAACAAACAGUAAAACAUAACAGGUAAUGUCUUUAACGUGUCUGUAAAACACUGUUCCCGCUCAGCUUGGUAUGGUAGGAUUUUGGCAUCUUAAUAGAAAAUGCCUUCAUUUGGUUGCUUCGUCUUAAAAACUAAAUAUUCUCUUAUUGCAUUUGGCAGAAAAAAAACGGGAACAAAAUGCUGCUAAAAAAAAAAAAAAACACAACUUAAGAGACGUAAUGCAAUAGUGCCAAUGUUUUUGAACUCUUUAGCUAUUACAAUAUCCAGACAGUCGAGCACGCAAACAUGUACACGCAUCCACAAACGCACCCUUAAAAUGGGUGCGUAAGUCUUAAAAUGAGGUGUGGCCAGGAGCAUUGUUUGCGAAUUGCUAUCUUGAGGCGUUAACAUUAACAUUAUUAGUAUUAUACUAUUUGUUGAAUUAGAUUCCAGUGGUGGCUGCGUUGGAUUGUUUCCAACUGAUGGAUCUAAACAUUUCCAAUAACUCCAAAGCGUUGUAAAGUCCAAAAUUCAAAAUGUACUUUGCGUCAAGAUUAUGCGCCGUUUAACCAGCAGAAGCAAAGCGAUUUGUUUUCAAUCAAGUCAGCUAGCAUCAUGAAAUCUGCCUCCAGACAGGUUUAGCAAAAAAUUUGCACUAUUGAUUUGAGAAAUUGAGUAUUGUAACAACACAAAAAAUCAUAUCUGAGAUUUUAAAGUUUUACUGAAAAGCCAGCAUAGACAUUCAAGUGUAUAUGAAAUGAAUGGGAAAUAAAUAUUUUAUUAAAAAGCAUUUCCAA
Messenger RNA from Sebastes umbrosus (honeycomb rockfish), 3120 nucleotides. Its product is annotated as glucoside xylosyltransferase 1-like. Gene Ontology annotation, molecular function: UDP-xylosyltransferase activity. The record is from RefSeq and is a predicted model, not a curated record. NCBI's taxonomy places the organism in Eukaryota, Metazoa, Chordata, Actinopteri, Perciformes, Sebastidae. Gene Ontology annotation, biological process: protein O-linked glycosylation via N-acetylgalactosamine. The coding region runs from base 131 to 1444 and encodes 437 amino acids. The transcript is spliced from 8 exons.